Messenger RNA from Paramecium sonneborni, 1657 nucleotides. Lineage: Eukaryota; Ciliophora; Oligohymenophorea; Peniculida; Parameciidae. The record is from the annotation of a GenBank genome assembly.
AAUGCCUAAAUACAUUGAUGUUUUAACAAUUGAAUAGGCUUUAAUAAAAGCAGGAAAUGGACAUUAAUUUUAAAGGAGGGCUUUAAUAAUCAUGGGUCUAUAGUAUAUGAUUGCUGGAAUGUUACAUAUAGCUAUGACAGAGUUAUUCUUCCAUCAAUAAUAAUACAAAUGUCUAUCAGAAGAUCUAAAUUAUGAGAAUUGUACUGAGGGAGCAUUUUGUGAAUAAUUUGGAACAAAAGAAAAUAAAGUGUCUUUAGUGGAUAACUCAGAUUUAGGCAGUUUGAUAAAAUACUUCUUAAUGGUAUGUGGUGAUAAAAUUCAAAUAUUUAUAUUGGUCACAGCUUAUUAUAUUGGAGGUAGUAUGGGAUCUUUGUAUUAUGGAGAAUAAAUGGAAAUAAGAUAAGGCAGAUUGUAUUCUUAAUAUAAAUAACUUUAGCACCGUAAUGAUAGAAACAUUAUUGAUGAUGGGAUUUGUGUGUUGUAUAAGUAUGUUAUCACCAUCAGCAUAUAUAUUGAGUGUAGCAUUAUUUGCAAUCAAUUUCUUUUCGAGAGGCUUUUUUAAUUCAUCAAUGAUAUUGUUUUUUGAGAUAUCAAGUGAGAAUCUUUAGAAAUUUGGACCUGCAUUAUUAUUAACAUGUUAUGGGAUUGGAGAAGUGAUAUCUCCUAGACUUAUAGAAAUGUUUAAUUUAAAUUGGUAAUAUUCAAUGCUCAUUUUAUUUGGGUUGCCAGCAGUCUUAUUUUCUGUCUUGAUCAAAUUUAUGUAGGAAUCUCCAAGAAUUUUAGUUAUUAGACGUAAAUUUGAAGAAGCAAGAUUAACUAUUAAUUAUAUUGCUAGUGUAAAUGAGAGACAAAUGCCUGAAAAUUGGUUAUUAGAAGAUGAAGUUAGAAUUUAAGAAUUAAAAGAAAAAAUGAAGAAUAUCUUACUUUAAGAAGAAAUUCAUGAAUAACCUAAAGGAUACAAUUUUUCAUCUAUCUUUAGAUAUAAAUCACUUAGAAUUAGAAUGUUCUGUCUUCUAUAUUUGUAUAGUAUUAUUGUUUUGGGAUAAUUCUAAACUGCUAAAGAAAUUGAAAGAUUCUCUAGAUUAGAAAGACAUCACACUUAUUUACUAUUAUCAUUAGUUUCAACAGCUGGUUACUUAAUUAGUGGAUAUGCUUCAUUAAAUUAUCUUAGAAAAGAAGUUAUCAAAGCUAUCUUAAUAUUAGGAAGUAUAUUUCAUUUUUUGAUUGCUGCUUUACCUUUAUUAAUUUUAAAUAAAACAGCUAGUGAUUUAAUAACUUUUUAUGAUAAAUUAGUAUAUACAUUCAUUAUGAUGGUUUUAGUCAUGUGUAGAUUGACUUUAAGUUUUGCUUAUGGAUUUAUUAAUGUAAUUUAUUUUUUUAAUAAUUCUAGAUUUAUGCUUUAGAAAUAUUCCCUACUUCAUUAAGACAUUAUGGAUUUUGUGGACUUACAUUUUUGACUGAAUUCCUUUUCAUAUUCCAGGAUUCAUAUGUCAUCUUUUGUCAUGCUUUUGGACUCAAUAGUUCCAUUGGAAUGUUCGCCUUAUUACUUUUAGGAUUAUUAACUCUAUAGAAAUUGAGGGAAACUCAAGAUUUACCACUCAAAGAAAAUGUAGAUGAGAUGCAAGAUGAGCUAAUUAAUAACAUAUAUUCUGCUUGA